This is a messenger RNA of Dichomitus squalens LYAD-421 SS1, 1074 nucleotides long. RefSeq lists its product as uncharacterized. Lineage: Eukaryota; Fungi; Basidiomycota; Agaricomycetes; Polyporales; Polyporaceae. Bases 1 to 1074 code for a protein of 357 amino acids. The transcript is spliced from 2 exons. Gene Ontology annotation, cellular component: nucleus. The record is from RefSeq and is a predicted model, not a curated record.
AUGGACUCCGGCGAUUUCUAUGCCACGCUGCUUGGAUCUCAUCAUGACUUCCUGCGCUCUCACGACCCUUCAAGUUUUGUCGAAGGCUCAGCGCCAUUCAAUUUCAACGACGCGCAAGGAUCGACCUGUACACAGCAAUUCAACGACGACGUUCACACCGCACCCUCCUACGACUUAUUCCUUGACCCCUUCGGCGACGCCGACUGGACCAAAAUAUUCGAGCAUCACAACCCUUCCCAUCCAUCUAUUCUCAUGAGCGACGCCUAUCGCCCAUCCCUCGAGCCUCUCGCGAUCCCCCAGUCCCCGCUGUCCGAGGCGACCAUGGUUGGCUCGCCCCUCUCCGCGACGACAUCUGGCUUUUAUCCUCGCUGCGCGUCUCUCAGCGACGCGGAACCUCCUGCACACACCCAUGAUCACAGCACAUCCCUCGAUCACAAUGCAGAUGUACGUGGGCUCGCGCUUCCCAGUGCAUCUUCCUGGUCAGCGGCCUCCAACAUAUUCGCCGGCUGCGAGCCUCUGCCGCCGCCUGUUAUGGGCGCGGCAGACGCUCAUAGUCUCCCUCUUCCUGAGCCAGAGGCAUAUGUGGCUGUGACCAAGGCAUCACCUGCGGUCACCUUCACAUUCCCUGCGGCUCCCCUUACGAUCCAGGGUCCGCAGUGCCCCGACGCGAAGGCGGUCGUGCACAUCGAGCAGACGGAAGUGAAGCUCGCUACGGCGCGACGCGUUGCCAAACGCGAUUCUAGCGACGAUGGUUCAAGUGCUGGCGAGGACCUGAGCUAUGAGGAGAAGCCGACGAAGCGCACACGAAAGCAGGACACGACUCCCAGGUACCAAUGCAAGACUUGCGGCGCCGUGUUUGCGAGGACACAUAACCUCACGGAACACGUCAAAGCUGUUCACUUCAAUGAACGUAACUUUUCCUGCGAACACCCGGACUGCGGGAAGUCAUUCGCCCGCAAGCACGACCUCAAGCGUCAUUUCCAGAGUAAACACACGAACCUUGGAUCACCCCGUCGCAGGCUCUUCGCCAACCCAGAGGUCAAGAAGGAAGGUAGCGUGUCGAGCAAGGACUGA